Ostreobium quekettii is the source of this 381-nucleotide messenger RNA. NCBI's taxonomy places the organism in Eukaryota, Viridiplantae, Chlorophyta, Ulvophyceae, Bryopsidales, Ostreobiaceae. The record is from the annotation of a GenBank genome assembly.
AUGCCGCUGCCCCGGUGCCUGUCGGCGAUCGGGAGCGGCGUCCUGAGGCGCAUCCGGCUGUCUCCGGGUCGGCCUGACCGCAUCGGGUGGGCGGGGGCGCUGGGCGCCAGGGGGAUCGCGGAGGGCGCGUUCCUGGGCAGGGCGGAGGUCACCGAUCGCGUGAUCGCCGUCGUCAAGAACCACGAGAAGGUGGAUCAAUCCAAGGUUAACCCUACCUCCAGCUUCCAGAAGGACUUGGGUCUGGACAGUUUGGAUCAAGUAGAGGUCGUGAUGGCCUUCGAGGAGGAGUUCUGCAUCGAGAUCCCUGAUAGCGAAGCAGACAAGAUCGGUGGCACCGAGGACGCAAUAAACUAUGUGUGCAACCACCCCAUGGCCAAGUGA